This is a messenger RNA of Neomonachus schauinslandi (Hawaiian monk seal), 2442 nucleotides long. It is a transcript of the gene PPP1R3F, whose product is annotated as protein phosphatase 1 regulatory subunit 3F. The transcript has 4 exons. Gene Ontology annotation, molecular function: glycogen binding; protein phosphatase 1 binding. The record is from RefSeq and is a predicted model, not a curated record. Gene Ontology annotation, biological process: regulation of glycogen biosynthetic process. Gene Ontology annotation, cellular component: protein phosphatase type 1 complex. NCBI's taxonomy places the organism in Eukaryota, Metazoa, Chordata, Mammalia, Carnivora, Phocidae. The coding region runs from base 1 to 2442 and encodes 813 amino acids.
AUGGCGCGCCCGGCCCCUGUGGAGCCCCCGCUGCGGCAUCCUGCGCCCCCCUCGCCGGCCGCGGGCGAGCCCCGCACCUCUGUUGAGGCGGCGGUGGCCCCGCGGAGAGUGCUGUUCGCCGACGAGGCCCUGGGGCUGCCGCUGGCGCAGCUGCGCCGCUACCGGCCGUGGGGCGGGCCCGGGGCGGGCAAGAUGGCGGCGGCGGCCGGGCAAGAUGGCGACGGCGGCGGGGCUGACGAGGACGACGAUGGCGAGGAUGGGGAUGAAGGGGAGGAGGAAGAGGAGGCUGGCCCUGCGCCCUCGCCGCUGUGCCCCGUCCCCGCUGGCGGGGGGUUUUACCUGGUGCCCACAUUUUCGCUGCCGCCCGCGCCGGGCCGUCUGGAGCGCUUGGGGCGCGUCAUGGUGGAGCUGGAGGCGCUGCUGCCGCCUCCCGGAGCGGUCCCCGGGGGUGCCGGGGUGUGGGUGCCUGGGGGGCGCCCGCCGGUGCUGCGCGGGUUGGUACGCGUGCUGAACCGCUCCUUCGAGAAGGCGGUGCACGUGCGGGCCUCACACGACGGCUGGGCUUCUUUCUGCGACCACCCAGCGCGCUACGUCCCGCGCAGCCCGCCGGGGGCAGGAGCGGGAGGACCAGGAGCAGGAGAUCCCAUCCUGGAUCCCGGCCUGGGCCUGGGCUUGGGCCCUGGCCAGGCGUCCGCCUCCUCGCCCGACGACGGCGGCCGCACUGACCGCUUUGCCUUCCAGCUGCCCUUUGCUGAGGGCGCGGGCGAUGGGGCGCGCCUGGACUUCGUGGUGCGCUAUGAGACCCCCGAGGGCACUUUCUGGGCCAACAACCAAGGCCGCAACUACACAGUCCUGCUCCGGAUCGCACCCGCUCCCACACCCACUGAUGCCGAAGGGCUGCCCCAGCAGCAGCAGCUGCAGCAGCUGGAGCCACAGCCCGAGUGCCAGGGUCCCGUGGAGGCUGAGGCCAGGCAGCUGAAGAGCUGCAUGAAGCCGGUGAGGCGCAGGCCUACUGAGGAAGAGCUGAGGAUGAAGAGUGCGAAGGACAGCACCCCUGCUAUGGCAGAGCGCCCUAGUGUCCAGGAGUCGGUGGGUCCCCUGGUGGCCCCCACCCCUCUCCGUCCAUGGCCUCAGAUGACGCUUCAGGUUUCUGAAGUUACAGUGACUGGCAAACCCCCAGAGGAAGGUGACGUCCCCAGAAGCAGUCCGCCUGUGGCUUUCACGGAGGUCCCCCAGGCACCGGCCAUCAGGAUCCUCCCCUCUUCCUCUCUCUGUGGCCUGGGUGGCUCCCCCAGGGACCAGGCCUCGGGGCCCGAUGCAAGUGAGGGGGCAGCCGGGCCUCUCCUGGAACCCAGCCAGCAACAGGUGGAGGCCACGUGGGAAGUAUCGAGAGAGAAUGGAGGGGGCCGAAAGGACUCCGUGGUGGGGGCCGUUGUGGAUGAACCCCCUGGGGGUCUGGAGGUGGUGAGUGGGUCGGAGGAGCUGCUUGGCGAGGACACCAUCGACCAGGAGCUGGAGCAGCUCUACCUGUCCCACCUGAGCCGCCUGAGGGCUGCUGUGGCUGCAGGUGGGGCAGGGGCUGGCGGGGAGGGCCCCACAGAUGGGGGGGUAUCCCCCAGCCAUGCCCCGGGCAUGCUCACGGACCGCGACCUGAUCUUGAAGUGGCCUGGCCCCGAGCGGGCCCUGAACAGCGCCCUGGCGGAGGAGAUCACACUGCACUAUGCGCGGCUGGGGCGUGGUGUGGAGCUUAUCAAGGACACUGAGGACCCUGACGAGGAGGGGGAGGGCGAAGAGGGACUCUCCGUUAUACCCCCUAGCCCCGAAGGGGACACCCCCAAGGAAUCGCCUCCGGAAAUCCUCUCGGGGGCCCAUUCUGUGGUAGCCACCAUGGGAGAUGUGUGGCUCCCGUGGGCAGAGGGCUCGGGUUGUGACAGCCCCGUGGUUCUGGGUGCAGAGGGUCAGUUCACUGGGGCUCCAGAAAAGGGCAUGGGCAAGGACACUGACUCUUUGCGUAUAAGUAGGGUGACAGCUGGGGUGACCGGCUCCCCAGGGGGGAAGCAAGGCCGGAUGGAGUUUACCACCGAGUGGGCAGACAGCUUGGUUCCUAUACCUGGUAAGGAGCUAGCUGCCCCAGUCCUACGGGGGCAAAGUGUCACCCUCCUUGGUCCCUCCGGGGCCGAAGUCUGUCCUUCUGGCCUGGCCAGGCCGCACGUGAGCUCCCAGGAUGAGGAGGGUUCAGGCCCAAGCCUUGAGCCCCCAAAGAAGUCUCCCACCUUAGCAGCCCCUGCAGAAUGUGUGUGUGUAUUUCCUCCCCAGCUCCGGGGGCCCUUGACCCAGACUCUGGGGGUCCUGGCUGGGUUGGUGGUGGUCCCUGUGGCUCUGAACAGUGGUAUGUCCCUCCUGGUGCUUGCGCUGUGCCUCUCUCUGGCCUGGUUCUCGUAG